AUGAGCGAGGAUGCUGAAACUGACGGCAAGCCCGCUUUGUUCGGAGCAGCGCAAGGCUUUUGUGCCGCUGUCGUCCCGUGCCUCAUCCCUUGCUGCUUUGUCUACACUUGGCCCGCUGAUAGAGACCGGCAGUGUGGUGUGUCAGUGGUGGACUGCGACCAGCAACAGCAGAGGUGGACUGGGACAAUGAGUCUGCAUGGGGCUGACGCCACUAGUGAUGCCAGUGGCGGAGUGAGAGGAGGAAGUGAAUAUUACUGGGAGCAGCGGCGACGCUCCAGUGACCGCUCACGUGAUUCGUCCCACGAGAGAGGAGAGAGUCAGCUGACCCCAUGCAUCCGGAAUGUAACAUCCCCCACUCGGCAGCACGACCGAGAACGUGGGGAUGGCGGUUCAUCCUCCAGAUCUUCAAGUCCGCGUCCUCCCAGGAGUUCACUUCCCUAUGUUGGAGGAGGUCUGUUUGCAGGACACCUACCUCGCUCUUUUGGACCCACUGUUCGUGACCAUCACCCUAGGACCCUUGGCCAAGGACAAUGUGAUAUGAUCUACGUUUAUGACCUGAGCAAUAAAGAGGUUCAUCGUGGCGGUCAUCGAGUUGGAGAGCGAGUGACGCUUAUCGUGGACAAUACAAGAUUUGUCGUGGAUCCGGCCAUCUUUACAGCUCAGCCCAACACCAUGCUCGGCAGGAUGUUUGGUUCGGGGCGGGAGAACAAUUUCACUAGGCCCAAUGAAAAAGGAGAGUUUGAGGUUGCUGAUGGCAUCAGCUCCACGGUUUUUAGAGCCAUUUUGGAUUACUACAAAUCGGGGAUAAUCCGCUGCCCUGACGGCAUUUCCAUUCCUGAGCUGAGGGAGGCAUGUGACUACCUGUGUAUCUCCUUCAACUGCAGCACCAUCAAGUGCAGAGACCUCAGUGCCCUGAUGCAUGAGCUGUCCAACGACGGUGCCAGACGUCAGUUUGAGUGUUACCUGGAGGAGAUGGUGCUGCCUCUGAUGGUGGCCAGUGCACAGAGCGGAGAGCGGGAGUGCCACGUGGUGGUGCUGACUGAUGAUGACGUGGUGGACUGGGAUGAAGAGUACCCCCCACAGAUGGGAGAGGAGUACUCUCAGAUACUCUACAGCACCAAACUAUACCGUUUCUUCAAAUACAUUGAGAACCGAGACGUGGCCAAGUCUGUGUUGAAGGACAGAGGACUGAAGAAGAUCCGACUGGGAAUAGAAGGCUACCCGACCUACAAAGAGAAGGUGAAGCGACGUCCCGGAGGUCGUCCAGAGGUCAUUUACAAUUAUGUCCAGCGACCUUUCAUUCGUAUGUCGUGGGAGAAGGAGGAGGGCAAAAGCCGCCAUGUGGAUUUUCAGUGUGUCAAGUCUAAGUCUACAACCAACCUGGCGGCUGCUGCCGCAGACAUCCCGCAGGACCAGUUGGUGGUCAUGCGUCCGUCAGGCCCGCAGGUGGACGAGUUGGACGCAGACCAGCAGCCUCACCGACCGACGCAAUCGGUUCAGGCCGCCGAGGGAGCAGCCCCCCGGCAGGAUCGGGACUCACUUGACCUCGUCGUUCACGGUCUGGCGGCGAGCGACCCGCGUCACAUUCAGGGAGCUUACCGCUACGAGCCCGAUCCAGACCCACCCUCGCCCUCUGCAUGA
Messenger RNA from Nerophis lumbriciformis (worm pipefish), 1641 nucleotides. NCBI's taxonomy places the organism in Eukaryota, Metazoa, Chordata, Actinopteri, Syngnathiformes, Syngnathidae. The record is from RefSeq and is a predicted model, not a curated record.